UCAUCAACACAUUACAUUAGAUCUAGAUUUCAUUGCGAAUAUUGCGUCUAUUUCCAUUCGGCAAAUAUUGCAAUAAAUAUAUUCAUUGCCCCGGAGCCCGAAUUGGAUUCGUGUGACGUCCACUAAAGUUUAAGUUUGUCUACAUGGGCUGCUAUGACUCGAGCAUUCUUCGCCCUCUUCUCGGCUCAACAACAAAUGGAAUAAACAAUGGGUCAAGUAAUAAUAACACCAAUAAUAUUAAUAAUAACUCUUCCAAACGACGACGGUGGUGGUGCUUUUGGAAACGCAAGCAAGGUUACAAUGGAAUGGACGAGGAUGAAGAAGUAGACAUUGACGGUUUGAAAGUUCGCCAUCACCGUUCUCCUGGACAUCAACGGCCUUUCAGCUGUGACUCGAUAAUGGGGACUGGGCGGAAAUUGGGUUUGUUGGUGUGGAAAAAUCUACUCCUUCGGAGGCGCCACUACAUUGUGACCGCGUUGGAAAUACUGCUGCCCACAUUAUUCUCCUUGGUCUUAGUCUAUGGAAGAGCGCAGGCUAACAAGGCGUCCCAUGGAAUCUUGUCAAACCCUGCUGUUGCUGACCUAUUUCACUACAAGUCGCCCCCGGAUAUUUACGGCGAAAUAAGAGAGGAUGAAUUCAGAAUCUCAUGUGGCUCACAGUCUCAGUCUGGAGUUGGUGGAAAUUGUCUAGUUGCAUAUGCUCCAAAUUCUAGUGACGCAACUGAUGUGAUUAAUCAACUCGUUGAUACUCUAGAUUCAAAAUUCAAGGAGAAAAUCAAAUGGAGAGGUUUCCAAUCAGAAGCUGAAAUUGAGCAGUUUGUUGCUAGUCUGAGCUUUAAUGAGAUCACUGGUGGACAUACGACACUUCGAGCGGCUCUCAUCUUUAAAACCAGCUUCCGGCCCAUCGGAGGCGUUUUUAGCUAUAAAAUUAGAAUGAUGGACAAUUCUUUUGCAUUCCCACCCGAGGUUAUGUCUCUCUAUCCGUCAUUUCAACUACCCGGACCAGACACCAAUAACCUAGUUCGAUACAAGGAAUCUGGAUUUUCAGAUUUUCAAUUAAACCUAGAUAAAAUCCUAAUUAGAAAGUUUACACAAAACAGUCUAAAUACAACGAUCGGAUUACAAGCCUUCCCUUAUCCUCCACAUGAAAGAAUGGCUGUGAAUUUCAGUGAAUUUUAUUUUAUCAUAUUACCGAAUGUGAUAAUCCUUGGAUUUAUAUUUAUUGUGCCGUCCAUAAUCAGAGGAGUUGUUAACGAACGCGAGACUGGAAUCAAAGAACUUAUGAAACUUUCCGGAAUCCCUGGAUGGAUGCACUGGUUCGCCUGGACCGUGAAUUCAAUGUUGUUUUUAUCGUUAAGUGUCACAAUCGUCGUUGUGUUAUUUUUCACCGACUAUCUGAACAAAGAAGCUGGAGCAAUUUUGACAAAGAGUAAUCCGCUCUUGUGGUGGAUUGUCUUAUUUUUGUAUGUGCUCGCAUCAACGGGAUUUUGCUUCUUUAUCUCAUCAUUCUUCCAUAAACCCAUAAUUGCGAUAACUGUUGGAAUAAUAUUGUGGCUGGCAACCUAUUACGCUCCCUCCGUCCCGUUGGGUGACACUAAUAAAUAUUUGAGCCUUUCCCUUUCGGAUAAGAUGUUAGUGGCUUUGUUACCUAAUAUGGCUUUAUACUGGGCACUAAAGGUCAUGUGUGGACUUGAAGGGAAAGCAUCUGGAGCACAAUGGAGUAAUUUUUGGGAGCCAUUAAGUAGCACGGACUCAUUAACCCUAGGUCAUACUAUUUUGAUGUUUCUUGUGGAUAUCGUUUUUUACUUCCUUUUAACCCUGUACGUUGAAGCAAUCCUUCCAUCGCAGUAUGGAACACGCAAACCGUGGUACUUUAUUUUUAAACCAUCAUCUUGGGGAAUUUCAAAAAGUGCAGGAAACCUUGAAAGUGAGGAUGAUGAAGAGCUAACUGAAAAGCUUGGGUUUGAAAAAGAACCACAAGGACUCCAUGCAGGAGUCGUAAUCAAGAACCUGCGGAAACGAUUUGGUCGAAACAAUGUAGCUGUGGGUGGAGUAUCAAUGAAAAUGUAUGACGGAGAAAUAUUUGCACUCCUAGGUCACAACGGUGCUGGGAAAACUACAACGAUUUCCUGUUGUAUCGGAAUGAUGGCGCCUACUAGUGGAACUGCUGUGAUAAACAAUUAUGAUAUAAGGACCGACAUGGACCUUGUACGAGAACAACUUGGCCUUUGCCCUCAGCAUAAUUUGCUGUUUGAUGAGCUAACAGUGGAUGAACACUUAACAUUCUUUGGCAAGCUGAAGGGAUUGGGCCAUGAAGAAGCCAAACAGGAACGUGUAGAAAUGUUGAAGAAACUCCAAUUGACAGAGAAAACCGACACGUUGGCGAGUGCUCUGUCCGGGGGUCAGAAGCGUAAAUUGUGUCUAGGAAUUUCUUUAAUUGGAAAAGCAAAGGUCGUAUUCUUGGACGAACCCACUAGUGGAAUGGAUGUGGAAGCUAGGCGAGCUAUUUGGGAUUUACUAUUAGCGGAACGAGGACAACGCACGAUAGUGCUAACGACGCACUUCAUGGAGGAAGCAGACGUACUUGGUGACAGGAUCGGAAUUAUGGCACAUGGCGAACUACAGUGUUGUGGAACUUCUUUGUUUCUGAAAAAACAUUACGGUGCUGGAUUUACUUUGUCAAUGACCAUGUCUGAUGAAGAUAGUGAAAAUAAAAAUGGUGCUUUAUCUAUUGUUCAAAAUCACGUCCCAAAUGCUGCUUUCAAAGAAAAUUCAUUGGAUGGAAGUUCAUGUGAAGUUUCAAUAAUUCUUCCUACCGAAUCGUGCACUACGGCUGUAUUUCCGGAUAUGUUCCAACAAUUACAACAAAGCCAGCAAGCCUUGGGAAUAAGAACAAUCGGAAUGUCUUUGACCACCAUGGAAGAAGUUUUCAUUAAGGCUGAUGAAAGUGCAACUGAAAAACGGAAUAUCAUGGGUCUCCAAUCAACAAGAGAUCAUGAGGCAAGUUCUUCGUCCCUUUCAGAAAACACUUCCUUGAAUCACAGGGGACAUCGAAAUGGAGAAGCACUAGUCUCAAAAUUUACGGAUCCUGAAACCAAAAAUGCGGUAAGACCCCGCUUGACUUUCGGACUUCGAUUGAUCAUGCAGCAAUUUGAAGGAUUUUUUAUCAAACGACUCAAAUAUACUUCUCGAAAGUGGAUGCUAGUCUUAACACAAGUGUCAAUUCCUGUUUUCAUUCUUAUUAUCGCCAUCCUUGCUGGUAAUACCCAAUUACAACCUCCCACUUCUCCAAAAGCUUUAAAAAUCGAACUAGGACCAUACAAAAAGGCAAUAACAUUGUUUUCUGGCAAUGAUGAGAAAAUGAAAGAGAGCUUUAUGUCUCUCGCCGGAUCGUCAGCCCAAAUGUUUGAAGGAAACGGCACAUUUGACUUGGUUCAAGAACUCAUACGCAUUGGUAUCGAUGAUCUCGCCAUAUUUCGUGAAAGACAUAUUGUCGCUGCUGAACUUAAUUUAACUCACGUCAAGGCAAUGUUUUCGACAAUUCCAAACCACGCGUCGCCAUUAGCAUUGAAUCUCGCAUCUAAUACUCUAUUGAGAUCCUUAGGACCUACUCAACAAAAUCUCAGAAUAGAAGUUACCAACCAUCCACUUCAGGGAGGCUUUGAUUAUUUGAUUCAAGCCUUACAACCAGACCCUGCCUUUUCAGUUAGUAAUGCGCUAAUGUUUGGAGCACUCGUUCCAAUUGGUCUUGCACUCCUUGCGGCCAGUUAUAUUGUGUCUCCCUUGGAAGAAAGGCUUUGCAAAGGCAAACAACUUCAAUUGAUGACUGGCGUUCAUCCAAUUUUAUAUUGGGGUUCGUCGUUUUUAUGGGAUUUUCUGGUUAUGACUGCAGUUAUUAUUGUAAUGGUCAUGUGUUUUCCUAUAUUUCAAAAAGCACAUACUUACACGUCCUAUGGUGGUGCUGGUGCUAUAUUUCUGAUUCUUCUCGUGUAUGGUUAUGCUGCUAUCCCAUUUUCAUACAUUGUCAGUCUUUUUGCUGGCACGGUACCUGGAGGAUUUUCCUUUGUUACAAUAAUUCACAUUGCUACUGGAAUGAUCCUACCGUUUGUGGUCUACGUCUUGGAAGCAACUCCAACGCUAUCCUCAAUUUCUGACACUAUUCGAAUGGUUGGCCGAUUCUUUCCAACUUUUGGUGCAUCUAUCAGUACGAUGAGGUUUGUAGAAAUUGCUCUGAAAAAUAGUCGAUGCAGUUUGUUACCAGAAAAUGCUGAAGCACUGCUCUGUGAUAAGAAUGUAAACUUGAACCCUGAAUAUCGUCAGUGCUGCGAUAAUUGCGAAAGUUUUGCUGGUUCAAAUUGUAUGAAACCAAUUUCAUACAUUUCAUGGAUUUACAAGAGAGCAUCUUUAAUACCUGAGGGAGGUUCAGAUAGUGUUGAAAUUCCUGGAAUUGGGCAAGAUAUUUUGUACCUCUUCCUACUUGGAUUUGCAUAUCAAGUCAUUCUAAUAUUUUUGGAAGUCGGACUCAUUCAACGUCUUCUUGGUCUAAUUUUCCGAACAAAAGCUGAUGCAUUCAGAACAAAGACUGACGAUCAAGACGUGGAAGUUGAAGCCGAAAGAGUGCAUGAAAUUGUCAAUAGCGGAAAAAUGGGCGAAGAUGCACUGGUUGUAGAGAAUUUAUGCAAAAGUUAUGGCUCUCUUGCGGCUGUGGCGAAUCUAAAUUUUGGAGUGCAUUACGGAGAGUGUUUUGGACUCUUGGGUGUAAAUGGAGCAGGCAAAACUACUACCUUUAGAAUGCUUACUGGUGAUGAAAUGAGAUCAAAUGGAAAUGCAUAUGCAUCCGGGUUAAAUGUGGAAUCAUCCAGAAAGCAAUUCCUUGCAAAAAUUGGAUAUUGUCCCCAAUUUGAUGGAAUUGUUGGGGUUUUGACUGGUAGAGAAAUGGUUGAAUUGUUCGCUAGACUGCGAGGAGUUGAAAAUGUAUGCAAAGAUUCGGAGAAGUGGUUAUCGAAAGUUGGAUUGACUGAUAGUAGAAAUGUACAAUGUCAAAAAUAUUCGGGAGGAAUGAAACGUCGCUUGAGUGCGGCUAUGGCAAUGGUGGGUGAUCCAGACCUUGUUUUGCUAGACGAGCCAACAACCGGAGUUGAUCCUGUUAGCCGGAGAGAAUUUUGGAAAAUUAUUUCAUCCAUCAGAGAAUCCGGGAGGGCGAUCAUUCUCACUUCUCAUAGUAUGGAAGAAAUUACGGCUUGUUGUUCGCGCUUGGGGAUUAUGGUUAAUGGAGAAUUCCAAUGUAUUGGCAGCGUUCAACAUUUAAAAAAUAAAUUUGCACAAGGAUACACACUUUCAAUCAAGUUGAAAUCAAAUUCCAACGGAUUUGAGGCUGAACUUGCACAACUAGAUCGUGAAAUAAUCGCAAACCUUUCCCCUUGUUCCUUGAAAGAUAAGCAUCAGACUGCAAUCCAGUACCACAUUCAAAAUACAUCCCUUCCGUGGGAUAAACUUUUUAGGACAAUGGAAGAUCUCAAGCAAAGAUUUGAAGCCGUAGAAGACUAUUCUAUCACCGAAACCACUCUGGAGGAAGUAUUUCUCUCAUUUGCACGAAAACAGUAUCAAAACAGAGAAGCUAACAUUUCUCUAUUAAGAAAAAUCAUGCUAUGUCAAUGUAACCAAUAGUAUAAUAUUUCGUAUUAAUAUUUGACAGAGACUUUGUUUAUUUUAUUUUUUGUAACGCUACAAUUUUGCUAUUACUAAUAAAUGAAUGCCUUAUUACCAUA
Molecule: messenger RNA, 5767 nt
Organism: Folsomia candida
Lineage: Eukaryota; Metazoa; Arthropoda; Collembola; Entomobryomorpha; Isotomidae
Product: ATP-binding cassette sub-family A member 2
Exons: 30
Coding region: 144-5666 (1840 amino acids)
Biological process (GO): lipid transport; transmembrane transport
Cellular component (GO): intracellular membrane-bounded organelle; membrane
Molecular function (GO): lipid carrier activity; ATP binding; ATP hydrolysis activity
Source: RefSeq, a predicted model, not a curated record